AUGGAUCCAGACUGGAAAGAAGUCAAGCAUCGAGCGAUGCAAGGUCGUCUACAGAGCCUCAGGCUUCGUAUCAUUGAUCUUGCGAAUAAUGUAGACAAUUAUACGACAGAACAGCUUGGAAUUCAUUGCGGUGCUAUCAUGGAAGACAUCCGCAGCUUUUCCUACGAUUGCAUUUCAGAAAGCAGGGAUCGGCUCGACGAAUUCCAAUAUUACUGGAGAGUGGGAGAAAUCGAGGUAUUGAUCAAGUUUUGUGUUGAAGAGGAGCUUGAGAAGAUUGAACGGGCAGGGCAUCGCAAACCUCGGUUGGCGAGAGAAAAGCGCAGGGAAAUGAUGACAGAUCUCAGAUUCGACAUUCCUUUUACUGAACUGUGCUUCGUCCCUUUCGACGCUUAUGACUUCUUCAUGAGCCUCGGACAGGCAUUCAAGGACCUUAUUGUCGACGAGCUGAGGCAUCGUGCUCAUGACGAUGUUAUGGCUAGCCCUCAGUCUAUCGAGGACGAGCAGUCCAUCAAGGAGGAAGAGUCUGUUAAGGAAGAGCAGUCUAUUGAGGAGGAGCAAGGUGUCAGCGAGCAACCUCGUCUCGAACUACAGUUUCCUGAGGAGUUCAUCACUAACGAUGUGCUUAAGCAGAUGUUCAGGCGUGAGGCGGCCAACAAUGAUGAUCCCAGCAGUCGCUGGGCAAAGCAACAAAUUGAUGCGUAUCAGAGAUACCUCCAACUGCCAGUCACAGACAAAGUGGCAUCAGGAGCUGUGGAGGAAUAUGACGACUGUGUAUCAAUGAAGAUGCCGUGUCCGCCUGGGAUGCGUUUGCUUCUCCUGACCCGUUCAGGAGACUGGUGGUUUCCCCAUCCAGUGGACCCUUCUACGAAGAAUUCUGGUUCUUGGGGUGAUGUUCCUAACCUGGAGGUAAUUACCAUGACUCGCGACCAGUUGCGGGAAGAUCACGAGUUUGGGGGAGCUGCCUUCAAAAAGGAGGUUCCUGUAAUUGAGCCUCGUCUAGAGAAGUUGGACAUUGACUUUGACAAGGUUGUUACUUCUCAGUAUGGGAUGGUGGUUGCAUGGAAGUACGUGGGAGGCGAUGAAUGGUAUGAUCGUUAUGGCCACGUUGUUCCAGAUCUUGUUGUUGACGAGUCAAUCAUUCACCACGGUCGACGAUGGAGUGAGACUAGGGAAGAAGUUGAUUUUUCGGAUACGGAUUGA
Molecule: messenger RNA, 1200 nt
Organism: Fusarium fujikuroi IMI 58289
Lineage: Eukaryota; Fungi; Ascomycota; Sordariomycetes; Hypocreales; Nectriaceae
Exons: 1
Coding region: 1-1200 (399 amino acids)
Source: RefSeq, a predicted model, not a curated record